Messenger RNA from Lolium perenne, 1699 nucleotides. RefSeq lists its product as uncharacterized. Lineage: Eukaryota; Viridiplantae; Streptophyta; Magnoliopsida; Poales; Poaceae. The record is from RefSeq and is a predicted model, not a curated record.
CCGCACCUCGACUCGAGAGAAAGAAUCUUGGUUCCCCGCGACCUCCAGUGGAAAUCCCUAAUCCUCUCGGACCCAACGCGCCGCCGUUCGCCGCCCGUGACGACGGCUUCGAUGGAGGAGCAAGUCUCCCGUGGAGCAGUGGAGCUUCGCCGUUCAUAUCACGCUACCCACUACCCUAACGCCUGCGCGGAUCAUGCCGGCCCGGAAGACCCAGGCGAUCUCCUGGAGGUUGCCGAGCCCCACGACCAGCCGGCGCACGUCGUCACUGAUUUAGAUCCUUGUGAAAUUGCCCACCGUGCCUUGGACCUCAUGUUCCCACGCGAUGACGACGAUUGGAGCAGCUGGAGCGCAAGGGAGGAGGGUACUAGUGACGACGACGAUGUUGAGACUGUACAAGUGAUAGACGGGGACGAGGAGGAGACGGAUUGCCCAGGGGAAAAUGUAGUCGAUGACUGUAGCACAGAGGAAGGCAGCGAUUACGACGAUGAUAGGCAAGUGAUAGACGAUGAUGAAGAGACAAACUGCCCAGGAAAGCUUUACCCUGAGAGCGAAGCAGACGAGAUAGAGCGCAAAUGGGCAAAAAGCACCUUCCAACAGUUUGUAGAGUACACCAACAUAUGGGAGGAGAUCAUGGCCCUGGGAGAUGAGGAUGAUACCCCUUUACCUCCUCGUCCUAUGAAGGUGUUUCCUGACGCAACAGGUGCAUGUGUUCUUGGGUUAGACUGCCACCACCGUGUUUACAGGACCCAUGACACUUCUACCACCCCAUCAACUCUUGGGUACCGCACACCAGAAGCUAUGCUACAGAUAUUUUCUUUGUGUUUGUCAAGCUCUGAGCCCUCGUGUCCCACUAGUGUGUAUGGGAUAUUCGCCAUUCGGGAUAACUUUGACCCGCGCCGGAAUUAUGUCUUUAACCGCGCCAGGGUAGAUGCUGUUGCGGUUCAGAAACAGGAAUCCUUUGUCUUGCCUCUUUGUAGCCCAUGCCGAGGAAUGUAUGUAUCAGAUAAGGCAUUAUUAGAAGUUGAUCUUUGGGAAAAUAAGGAAGGGGAUGAAUCAGCUGACAAGCAGCAAAUCUCUGCAUAUGUUGAGAUCAACAUCGUUUUAGAACAUGAUUUCCUGUUUUGUGGACGGAUUCCUGGUGAUAAGUGUAAUUUGGACAUAACGUACACAGUUCUUUCAAGAAGUGUUGAGGCUGUAAUACAAGUCUAUGCAAAGGUUGACCAUCCUCAUCAUGUGAGGUUCACGGCUUUUAGCACUGGAUAUUGUAAGGAUGGAGUCAUGCUGUUGGAUGACAAACUAUUUGGGAGCGAAAAAUUAUUCCAGCAUAUCGUCGCUGUGAAAGCAAAUGAAGAGUUGGAUGUUGUUUUAGAAGUGGACAAUUCAUUGUUCAAGUGGACUUUUCGGGAUGAAUAUGUCGGCGCUGUUAUCUCUCCUGAUGACUCGAUCUUUGACUAUGGCUUGUUUUUUGUGAGGGUACUGUUUGCUCCAAAGGAUUCUAAUUGAAGCUCAGCUCCACCAUUCUGAUGUAUUGCCAUUGGCUGGAACUCUUUCGAAGAAGAGAAAAAUGAUGUUCUUAGACCUGUUAGUAGCAGCUGAAUUUCUCUUGGCAAGCUUUAGGUGAACAGCAAAUGUCUUUGGUAUGGCCUGUCUAUGUAAAAUGUUGAACUGCUUAGCAUGUUCAAUAUGUGUAUACUGUCUA